AUGCCUAGAUCAAAACGUUCGAAACUUGUUACUUUAGCACAGACUGAAAAGAAGGGGAAAGAAAACAAGACUCGUUUAUUUGAUGAAGUUAGAUCUGCAUUAGAUACUUUUAAAUAUAUAUGGGUUUUACAAUUUGAUGAUAUUAGAACUCCAGUAUUACAAGAUGUUAGAAAUGAUUGGGUUGGAUCAAAAUUGAUUUUAGGUAAAAGAAAAGUAUUACAAAAGGCAUUAGGUGAAACCAUUGAAGAAGAAUAUAAAGACAAUUUACAUCAAUUAUCUAAAUUAUGUGAAGGUUUACCAGGAUUAUUAUUUACUGAUGAAUCACCAGAAACUGUUGAAGCUUAUUUCAAAGCAUAUUCCAAACAAGAUUAUUCUAGAGCCAAAUCUAGAGCACCAAUAGAUUUUACUAUACCUGCAGGGAUUGUUUAUUCUAGAGGUGGACAAAUUUCCAUAGAAGAAGAUGUUCCAAUGUCACAUUCUUUAGAAGAAACUUUAAGAAACAAAUUAAAAGUUCCAACUAAAAUCAAAGCCGGUAAAAUUAUUCUUGAAGAACCUUAUGUUGUUUGUAAUAAAGGUGAUGUUUUAGAUACUAGACAAGCUUUGUUAUUGAAACAAUUUGGUGUUGCUGCGAGUGAAUUUAAAAUUCCUAUUCUUGGUUAUUAUGAUGGAGAAGUACAUAAAUAUGAUAAUUAA
Messenger RNA from Candida albicans SC5314, 693 nucleotides. RefSeq names its product Mrt4p (gene MRT4). The transcript has a single exon. Gene Ontology annotation, cellular component: preribosome, large subunit precursor; nucleolus. The coding region runs from base 1 to 693 and encodes 230 amino acids. Gene Ontology annotation, biological process: rRNA processing; nuclear-transcribed mRNA catabolic process; ribosomal large subunit biogenesis. Lineage: Eukaryota; Fungi; Ascomycota; Pichiomycetes; Serinales; Debaryomycetaceae. The record is from RefSeq and is a predicted model, not a curated record. Gene Ontology annotation, molecular function: RNA binding.